Molecule: messenger RNA, 1186 nt
Organism: Rhopalosiphum maidis (corn leaf aphid)
Lineage: Eukaryota; Metazoa; Arthropoda; Insecta; Hemiptera; Aphididae
Product: apolipoprotein D-like
Exons: 5
Coding region: 159-932 (257 amino acids)
Molecular function (GO): pigment binding
Source: RefSeq, a predicted model, not a curated record
GUAAUAAGACCUAUCAACUGUAUAUAACACGUAGUUUUACAACUAGACGUUUUGUUUGUGAACGUUCCAGUGCACCAUAAUAUUACGAUUCAGGAAGUCGUUUCUUAAACUUAUUACAAUUGUACACAUAUAUUUUAUAUUUACAUUUUUUUUUAAUAAUGGGGAUUUUGAAAAUUGCUCUUGUAUUGAUGAUUAGCUGUUCAUCCCUGUACUCUGUGAAAUGUCAUUCAUAUCAUUUCGGCCAAUGUCCAACUCUUGAACCAAUGGCUGAUUUUUCAAUGGAUAAACUUUUAGGAAAAUGGUAUGCAAUCCAAAAAACAUCAACGUCAAGUCGGUGUCUUGAAUAUAACUUUGAAAAAACAGGCGAACCUAACUCAUACAAAUUAGAUCAAAUGAGCGAAAAUUCAAUAAUAAAUGUUGCAAAAUCUAAUAAUUACCAUUAUAUUGGAAAUCUAAAAGCAGAUCCUAACUUACCUUCGAGAAUGAUAGUUAAUUUUCCAUUAAGUGUUGCGGGUAAAGCGUCGUUUGUUGUAUUUUCAACGGACUACACAAAUUACGCAGGAAUAUUUUCUUGUCAAAAAAUACCUCUUGGUAAUAGACAUACAGUGACGAUUUUAUCUAGAUCAAAAACUUUGGAUAAACAGUAUGUAGAUAAGGUGCGCAAUCGCAUUGCUUCAAGCAACGUAAAUCCAUUUGACUUAACCAUUGUUGAUCAGAACAAUUGUUCACAUCUGAACACAACGAUGCGUGUGGAAAUCAAUGACCAAACAUUUAGUUCACAGAACAUUGGUCAGGCGGUACGUAAAGUAGGAUCGAAAAUUGGCGAUGGUGUAGAGUACGUGAUCGAGGGUGGUAAAAAAAUAAUAAAAUCUGUGAGUAAAUCAGAUGAGAACAAAGGUGAUCCUAACAGUGACGUUGAGUGGAUGCCAUAGAUCAAUAUUGUAAUAACAUAAACUUUAUUACAUAAAGUUGCAUACUACGUAAACUUAUUUUUGUUGUAGUUAAUAAUCAGGAAUAUAUAUAUUUAUACCUACACCUAAGUUACAACAAAUUUAUCUACGACUGAUAAUCAGAAAAUGUUAAUUUGGUAUAGUUUUAUUAUUUUACUUUACAAUAAUUGUAGUUUGUACACUUGUUAUAAAUAAGAUUUUAAUUAUUUAACUAUACAUUUGUGUAUCGACAUUAA